UCUUUCAAACACCUUGGAUGGAUAGAUAUUCUCUCAAAAAUAAGAGACAUCGGCGAAAGAUCGAAUAGUGUACCCGAAAUAAUAAUUGUCAACUUAAAUGAGUUUUUAUAGAAGAAUCAUUUUUUAACUUAAUCAAUCAUAACAAAUUCAUAAGAUAAUGAGUGUUAAUACAGUGAUCAACCAAUAUUAUGCGGCUGCAUGUGUAAAUAUAGCUUCAAUAUCCUAUGGAGCCUUCUGUGGAUGGCCUUCAGCAGGUUUUCUUACACUUCAAUCAAAAACUGAAUCACCUUUUGAGCAAGGUCCAAUGACAAAUGAACAAGCUUCCUGGGUGGGUGCUAUUCUCUGUGCUGGUGGAUUUGUUGGAAGCCUUCUAUUCUCCUGGCUUGCAGAGCGUUGUGGAAAAAAAGUUGGGUUGCUCUUAGUUGCAAUUCCUUCAUUACUUAGUUGGCUUCUAAUACCUUUUGCAACGAGUAUAAACUAUUUGUUAGCUUCUCGUUUUCUGGGCGGAGUGGGGGGUGGUGCCUCGUUUUCGCUAGUUCCAGUUUAUGUUACUGAGAUUACUGAGGAUCGCGUACGUGGAACUAUUGGAUCUUUUUUGGUUUUGUCAUGCAAUUUUGGCAUUCUUAUAGUAUUCGUUUUGGGAAACUUUUUAUCUUAUAAGGCUGUGCCCUUAAUUCUAGCUACACUUCCAGUGAUAUUUUUGAUUGGAGUUAUAUUCCUACCGGAAACACCACAGUAUUUAAUGAAGUCUAAUAAGCAUGAGGCAGCAGAAAAAUCACUAAGGUAUUUUCGAAAUUAUCGACGAAAAUCUAAAGAGCAAAAUGAACUUUUUAAAGAUGAACUGGAAAAACUGAAAGUAAAAAAAGGUGGAACCAUUAAUGAUAGUAGUCCACUAGAAUGGAAUGAUUUUAAUAAUCCAAUAGCAAGGAAAGCUUUUGUGAUUGGCAUUGCUUUAAUGGCUUUGAAUCAAUUUUGUGGAUGCUUCGCUAUGCUUAAUUAUACUGCAACUAUAUUCAAACAAUCUGGAUCAAGUUUAUCUCCUACGCUAUCAGCCAUUAUAGUUGGUUUCAUUCAAUUAAUUGGAUCUUAUAUUUCUACAAUGCUUGUGGAGCGCGCCGGACGAAAGCUUCUUCUUGCAACAUCAGCGAUUGGAACUGGUUUUGGAUUAUUUUCACUAGGGCUUUAUUCCUACCUUAGUGAGAAUGGCUAUCAAUUGGAAAAUUUCAAUUGGAUUCCAAUAGCAAGUUUCUCAUUUGCUGUAUGUGUAGGCUCAAUGGGAGUUUUGACACUACCAUUCUUAGUUGUUUCAGAAGUUAUGCCGCCGAAAAUUCGUAAUAUUGGUUGCAUGAUUUGUAUGGAGGUUUUAUGGGUGUUUGCCUUUCUCGUUCUCAAGUAUCUUCCGCUGAUGACACUUUCUUUGGGAAUGCAUGGAACAAUGUUUGUAUUUGCAUGUUGCUGUUUAGCAGGAGCUAUAUUUGUCAUAGCUUUUGUACCCGAGACAAAAGGAAAAAGUAUAGAAGCAAUCAUGAAAAUGCUCGAAUAGAAGUACAUUUCUCAAAGAAAAAUAAAUAUACUGUUAAUAAAACGAAAGAUUUUUUCUGA
This is a messenger RNA of Episyrphus balteatus (marmalade hoverfly), 1602 nucleotides long. RefSeq names its product facilitated trehalose transporter Tret1. Gene Ontology annotation, molecular function: sugar transmembrane transporter activity. The coding region runs from base 158 to 1543 and encodes 461 amino acids. Gene Ontology annotation, biological process: carbohydrate transport; transmembrane transport. Gene Ontology annotation, cellular component: membrane. The record is from RefSeq and is a predicted model, not a curated record. Lineage: Eukaryota; Metazoa; Arthropoda; Insecta; Diptera; Syrphidae. The transcript has 8 exons.